AUCAAGCUGUCAAGCCUGUAAUUGACAACGAACGCUUGAGUUAUUUUUGUUGCAUUGUGUUUUAUUGAAAAUGUCUGAUAAUUUAUCUGAAGGUUGGAUUGAGAAGACGUCAAAAUCAACAGGGAAAACAUAUUACUUUAAUACAAGAACAAAAGAAAGUCAAUGGGAAAAACCUUGUGAUGGCGAAGAUGGAGGCAAAGUAAGAGCUUCACAUUUAUUGGUUAAGCACAACGAAUCUAGACGUCCUUCGUCGUGGAGGCAAGAUAAAAUCACUCGGUCUAAAGACGAAGCAUUAGAAAUACUUCAAGAAUACAUGAAGCAAAUAAAAUCUGAAGAGAAGACAUUUUCCGAGCUAGCAGAAACAGAAAGCGAUUGCAGCAGUGCCAAACGAGGGGGAGACCUUGGUUGGUUUGGACCAGGCCAAAUGCAAAAACCAUUUGAAGAUGCUACAUACGCACUCUCGGUUGGUGAGAUGAGUGGGCCAGUAUAUAGUGAUAGUGGUGUACAUAUAAUUUUGCGAACUGGUUGAGCCAUUAAUGGGUUUAACCAUGUAUUUAAAAAUUGGUGGAAAUUCUACAUAAAAAACACAGCCUUCAAUAACAUUAGGACAUCCAAUAAAAAAAAAACGAAAACUA
This is a messenger RNA of Xenia sp. Carnegie-2017, 635 nucleotides long. Its product is annotated as peptidyl-prolyl cis-trans isomerase NIMA-interacting 1-like. NCBI's taxonomy places the organism in Eukaryota, Metazoa, Cnidaria, Anthozoa, Malacalcyonacea, Xeniidae. The coding region runs from base 71 to 529 and encodes 152 amino acids. Gene Ontology annotation, cellular component: cytosol; nucleus. The transcript is spliced from 4 exons. The record is from RefSeq and is a predicted model, not a curated record. Gene Ontology annotation, molecular function: peptidyl-prolyl cis-trans isomerase activity; protein binding.